Molecule: messenger RNA, 696 nt
Organism: Aureobasidium namibiae CBS 147.97
Lineage: Eukaryota; Fungi; Ascomycota; Dothideomycetes; Dothideales; Saccotheciaceae
Exons: 1
Coding region: 1-696 (231 amino acids)
Biological process (GO): regulation of gene expression; maturation of 5.8S rRNA
Cellular component (GO): exosome (RNase complex); nucleolus
Molecular function (GO): RNA binding; DNA binding
Source: RefSeq, a predicted model, not a curated record
AUGGAUACGGAUCUGCGCCCUCUGGUCGAUACUCUCGCAAGCAACAUCGACGAUGCCGAAGAGUCACUUGCGUCUCUGAUCAACACCGCCUUGUCUGCCAGCACAAGUAAAUUGCCUCUGCUCGACAAGGCCAAACUCUACACUCUCGUCACAUACGCCAUCGAGUCACUGCUAUUCUCAUAUCUGCGCCUGAACGGUCUCGAUGCAAAGACGCAUCCUGUCUUUGCCGAGCUCACUCGCGUCAAGCAAUAUUUUGAGAAGAUCAAGACCGCAGAGACUUCGCACGUAAAGCGCAAUGUCACUCUGGACAAGGCUGCCGCUGGACGUUUCAUCAAGCAAGGCCUAGCAGGAAAUGACGAGUACGACAGAAAACGCGCAGAGCAACAAGAGAAGGAAAAGAAUGGCGCCAAGAGAAAGUUCGAGGAUAUGACCGAGAGAGUUGGCAGUCACUCGCGAUUCGAGGCUAUGAGCAGGAAGAUGAACGAUGACGACGCUGAGAGUAGCGCCAAAGAUGUUGAUAUGAGCGAGUCCGAUUCCAAGAAGAAGGCCGCUUCCAAGAAGAAGGCCGCUUCCAAGAAACAGAAAUCCGACAAGGCUCCUCUCGGCCACAAAGCGGCUUUCCAAGCGCUAUUGCAAGGCCCUAUACCAACCGAGGAAGAGCCAAAGAGAAAGAAGAAGAGAAAGAGCAAGGGGUAG